This is a messenger RNA of Haliotis rubra (blacklip abalone), 1750 nucleotides long. Its product is annotated as elongation factor Tu, mitochondrial-like. The transcript has a single exon. The record is from RefSeq and is a predicted model, not a curated record. Bases 34 to 1434 code for a protein of 466 amino acids. Gene Ontology annotation, cellular component: mitochondrion. Lineage: Eukaryota; Metazoa; Mollusca; Gastropoda; Lepetellida; Haliotidae. Gene Ontology annotation, molecular function: GTP binding; GTPase activity; translation elongation factor activity. Gene Ontology annotation, biological process: mitochondrial translational elongation.
AGAUUUUCCGAAUGACAACACGCAUGCUCCAAAAUGGCGUCGUUCCUGUUUCGUCAGGUACUUGCCGCGAAAAAUGGGCCUGGCACUCAAAAACUAUUCGUUAACAUAUCCAAAGAACUGCUUUAUUGCAAUCGGAGAUCAUUUUCCUUCUCUGUUGCGAGGUUUGCACAACCUCCAGGCCAGAAGAAAACAUUUUCGAGAGAGAAACCUCACAUAAAUAUUGGGACGAUCGGCCAUGUGGACCACGGUAAAACAACCUUGACAGCGGCGAUCACAAAAGUCCUGUCCGAGGAAGCCAAAGCUGACAUGAAACGAUAUGAAGACAUCGAUAAUGCCCCUGAAGAAAAAGCCAGAGGAAUUACAAUCAAUGCAGCGUUGGUGGAAUACGAAACCAACACUCGUCAUUAUGGUCAUGUCGACUGUCCGGGACACGCUGAUUACAUAAAGAACAUGAUCACAGGAACAGCUCAAAUGGACGGUGCCAUCUUAGUUGUCGCAGCAACUGACGGAACCAUGCCACAAACUAGAGAACACAUGCUGCUUGCUAAACAGAUUGGUAUACAGAGGGUUGUUGUCUUCAUCAACAAGGCCGAUGCCGCUGACGAAGAAAUGUUGGAACUUGUUGAAAUGGAGGUACGAGAACUACUGACAGAGAUGGGAUAUGAUGGUGACGGUACUCCUGUUGUCAUUGGGUCUGCUCUGUGCGCUUUAGAUGGCGUUAAGCCUGAAAUUGGAGCUGAGAAGAUUAGGAAGCUACUUGAAAAUGUUGACAGUUACAUCCCUAACCCUUCUAGGGAGCUUGAAAAACCCUUCUUUUUGCCCAUUGACUCUGUGUUUUCUAUUGCUGGUAGAGGAACAGUAGUUUCGGGAAAGCUUGAAAGGGGUAUUAUCAAAAAGGGUGAUGAAUGUGAGUUGAUUGGCUAUGAUAAAGUCUUGAAAACAACAGUCACUGGCAUUGAGAUGUUUCACAAGAACUUGGAUCGUUCCGAAGCCGGAGAUCAGGUUGGGGCUUUGAUAAGAAGUGUUAAACGUGAUGACCUGAAGAGAGGUUAUGUGCUAGCCAAACCAGGGACAGUGAAACAGCAUAACAGAUUUGAAUCGCAAAUCUACCUGUUGAGCAAAGAUGAAGGUGGGAGUGCAAAACCCUUUACCGAUUUCUUCCAGGCCCAAAUGUUUUGUACAACAUGGGAUGCUCCAGCUUCACUGAAAAUCCCAGACAAAGAUAUGGUCAUGCCUGGGGAAGAUGCUAAGGUUAUUUUUAACCUAAAGAAAAAGAUGGUUAUGGAAAAGGGUCAGCGCUUUACCAUCAGAGAUGGAAGAGGAACACUGGGAUAUGGUGUUGUUACAAACAUCAUGCCUGAUGUUGAUGUUGAAGCCUACGAAGCGGAACGCAUGCUUAAGAGAAAGGAACAGAAGAAGUCGAAGACAACAUAGCUUUAUGUGAAUAGAUACCAUUGUCAAUCAUGUUGAGAGAUUUGUAGUGCAUCAUGUGCAGAACAGUUGUGUGCCAAUUAUGAGUUAAACUUUUGAGCAAAGGACCUUUCAGAAAAUUCUAGUUAUCACUUUGUUGAAAAGAUGUCAUCAUAUCUUGCAAUGAUAGUCUGAGGUGUCUUAUUUAGUUUUCUUGGUAUGACCGAAGUCAUGACCGAAGUAUGACCGAAGUGUAUGGUGUACGAGAUAAGUCAACAUUUCACUAUUAUUCUUUGAUGAAAAUUGUGCUAAAUAAACCAGAAGUGUCUGAAAAUGUGAA